Molecule: messenger RNA, 957 nt
Organism: Neltuma alba
Lineage: Eukaryota; Viridiplantae; Streptophyta; Magnoliopsida; Fabales; Fabaceae
Product: salutaridinol 7-O-acetyltransferase-like
Exons: 1
Coding region: 1-957 (318 amino acids)
Source: RefSeq, a predicted model, not a curated record
AUGGAUGAAGCCGUUGACACAGUCCUAGGUGUUCAGUUUAAUGUCUUUGAAUGUGGCGGAAUGGCCAUUGGUAUAUGCAUCUCCCACAAGAUCGCCGAUGCACUGUCUUACUUCCAGUUCGUGAAGAGCUGGGCCACCGUGACACGCGGCGGCAACCCGGAACACAUCACGACCCACUUCGAAUCAUCCGCACUCUUCCCGCCAAAACACAUGCCGGGAUACGACCCGGAUUGUCUCGUCCCGAAGGAAAAGAUCGUGUGCAACAGAUUCGUAUUUGAAGCAUCUGCAGUAGAAUCUCUGAGAUCAAAAUACUCGGAGAAGGUGGCGAAGAACAUUCUGGAAGGCCAGAAACCACCUUCAAGAGUUGAAGUAUUGUCAACUUUCAUAUGGACGAGGUUUCUUGAAGCCACUAAGGGGGAGAAGAAGAAGAAGAAGGAAGCAAAAAGAAAAGAUUCAGUUGGGUGCAUGGGCAGCAAAUCUACGACCAAGAAUGGAUCCUCCAUUACCAGAAUAUGCGUUCGGCAACUAUUACUGGCCGAUGAGAACGUUUCCAACGUUAGACGAGAAGGAGAAUGUCAUGAUAUGGGAAGGAAGUUAAGAGAAGAGUUAAAUAAGAUGGAUAAGGGUUUUAUUGCGAAGCUUCGAGAAUGUGAACAGUGGAAUCCUCAACAGAAGAAAGAAGAGAUGGUUAGAUCAACUGGUGGUGGGGAAGAAGGAGAGAUUGCCGUUGCUUUGCUUUCUCUUCAUUGUGUUGGUUUCCGGUAUACGAGGUUGAUUUUGGUUGGGGGAAUCCGACGUGGGUGGGACCGCCAACGUGGAAAUUUAAGAAUGUGGUUACCUUCAAAGACACUAAGUCAAGCGGUGGCAUUGAAGCUUAUGUUAGCCUCACGGAGGAGGACAUGGCUAAAUUUGAACACGAUGAGCAACUUCUCGCACAUGUUUCUACUGCGGGGUUAA